Molecule: messenger RNA, 594 nt
Organism: Gongylonema pulchrum
Lineage: Eukaryota; Metazoa; Nematoda; Chromadorea; Rhabditida; Gongylonematidae
Source: the annotation of a GenBank genome assembly
UAUCCAGAAAUGGUGCAAAAAAUUUAUCUUGUGAAUCCACCGAAGAUAAUCAGUAUGCUCUGGAAAUUAGCAAAGCUCUUUCUAACCAAAGAGAACUUGAAAUUGAUUGAAAUUAUUGGAAAUUAUGAAGAUCUACAAAAGGAUUUGCCUGCUUGGUUUAUUCCUCGCGAAUAUGCCGGAGAAUUUGUGAACUGCAUACCGCCGGGUGACGAGUCUGGCGUCAGUAUCAGGAGGAAAAUUGUCCCGAAGGAUCACAUCACUCCGUAUCAAAUAUAUCGAAGAAAAGGAAUAAAUCGGCCAGAACCGCGCCGAAAAGACAUCCCAGCUGGAACACUGUUUGUGGAAAGUGUAGUGCUUCCAGGCAAUCACACCAAACUACUCUGGGAUUUCACAUGCAGCACUGGUGUUGAGUUUACAAUUUAUGAUAGAAAAAGAAAGUUAUUGUACCCGCAGCUGCAUUUGUUCACAUCGAGCCUUCCCGAAGAGGGCAUCCUGGAAAACCUAUCGCCCGCCAGCGAAUAUUUCCUUGAAUUUCGUAAUCUAAGCGGGUAUUUCUCCUGCAGCGUUGAUUAUUCCAUUUGUUCUGCCCCAUGA